GUGAUUUGAUGCUGACAUUGUUGCCACAUUGUUUUCGGAUCGUUUUAUAGGACGCACGCUUUCAUACCUGCACCAUGGCAACCAAUCGGAGCGUUAGCGUCGCGCAACACCUGUACGCGGGUGCUGCGACUGUCAAGUCGAUUUAAAUUUUAGCCAGUACAAUCACGUACGAGCUCCUAGACACGACAGUAGUAGUAAACAGUUGUGUUUAUUCGAGUUUUUGAAAAAUAAAUCAAAAUAUCGGAUAAGUUAUUGCAGCUUGGAUAAACCAGGAAUACAAAGUUUGCGAUACUUAUUUCCCAAACGUACUUAUAAGUCUCAGGAAAACGUUAUUACAUAGUUAAAUAUGUAUUCACCACUAUCACCACAAGCCAGCCUCAGUUCAGAGUUAAGACAAAUUAUAAAUGAGAGAAAUAUGCUGAGCAUGCGGAGCCGUAUGAAAGUUCUACAUGCUUUGAACGAAGACAACGAGAGAUACGCAGAAGAAAGGGAAAGCACUCUGAGAUCGCAAGCCAUUCGGGAAAUACUGACCACAGAAGUUACCUACUUACAGCAGCUGGAGAUUUUGGCGAAGUUCUUUAUACAACCCAUCCUCGAAAGAAAGCUACUGGCUCACCCGUUGCUCACCACUUUAUUGGAGAACAUAAAGACAUUGUACAAUGUGAGCGGCGAACUAGUGGCAGGAUUGAAACAUAAUUCCGAGAGCAUAGCCGAGGUAUUUCGCAAGCUAGCCCCGUUCUUCAAGCUGUACUCCGUUUAUGCUUACGACUAUACGCAGGUGUUGAAUCUGCUGCAGACGAGUGAGGAGAGCGACCCUGCCUUCAAGAAGUUCAUCUGCGAUCAGGAAACAAGGCCGGAAGUAGGUAGAAAGUUGUCUUCGCUGUUGAUUACACCGGUACAGAGAGUACCGAGAUACCAAUUACUAGUUAAGGAAGUCUUACAACACACCCCUUACAGACACAGGGAGUACAGAUCUUUACAGGCCUGUUUGGUCGAGAUCGGAAAGUCCGCGAAACACAUCAACAGCUUGAUCGCGCAGAACGAGGAGACGCAGAAACUGUUAAAUCUUCAGAGGUGCAUCAAUACGUCGAUCAAUCUCGUUAAACCUGGCAGAAUGUUGAUCAAGCAGGGUCCGCUGAUGCGCGUUUCGAGGCGAGGCAAUUCCGCCUACAGGAGAUACUUCGUUCUCCUGAAUGACACUUUGCUCUAUUGCAAGGGCGAGCCGGAAACCUCGCUAAGCGUGUCCUGCGUCCUACCGUUAAACAAGUGCAGCCUGACUUGCGUCCUAAGCAAGAAACUGUUUCGCGUAACGUGCCUGCACGAGACGUUCCUACUGUACUCGGAAAAGGACGACAGCGACGAGUGGAUACAAUCUAUACAAGGCGCUAUCAGGAAGUAUACUGAGAGUAGACAAACUCUGCGUAAGGAAAGCAGCUCGAGGAAACCACUCAGGCACAACAACGUCAUUGAAUUUCCGUCAGACGACAUACCCAAGAAAUCUGUUAAGAGGAAAAGGUGCAGGGAGAACGAACAGAUACUGCUGGACUCCUCCGACAUUAUGUAUUUUAAGAAAGACGCUCAAACGGACGACGCACAACAGGAAAAUAGUUGUUUGCCCCUUUGGCGCAUGAACGCCAAAAGAUUCAAACGCGAUGAGUAUCCGAAGGCAGACGACAUUGCUCGCCGAGGCACAAAAAGAAACGUGAAAUCAGAAUCGUGCAAGGGCAGAAGUGAGCGAACAUCUGCGUAUGGAUAUUCUCGAAAAUCGAAGAAGAGUGGAUGUAAUGUAGAGGCCUCGGCGCAACACGAAAGAAGCCUAUGCUCGGUCGCCUCAAGCGUCGGAGAACACGCGCCAUCGCCAUUCCGAAUACUCAGUCGAUUUUUUACGUAUGUCGGUACAUCCAUAAAAGAUCUUUUUGCAUUCAGACAGAUAGCAAUGGAAGGCUCAUUAGAAAUAAAGAACUCUAGCGCGGGUGUAGAGGAACCUAUCAAAUCUGAAGCACCUGCACAAAAUUCCGACAGUAGCGAGCGAAGCGAGGGUGCUGCCUCUCCACCGCCCAACUGUAGCAUUUGCCUAGGCAAACUAAUUAACACGUCGUUCACGGACAGUUGCUUGCAUCAGUUCUGUUUCACCUGCCUGCUUCAGUGGUCCAAGAUAAAGACGGAGUGUCCCCUGUGCAAGCAAACGUUCAAAUCAAUCAUACACAAUGUACGAUCGGAGGAGGAUUACGAUCAGUAUCAUGUGCCUCGCGAGUUGGCGUCGCAGAUCUCUCAGCCGCAGGUCACAGCUACACUGGAUGUCAACUUCGACGUCGGCGGCAACUGGGACAUGGCUCCUCGUCGCUUUGUCUACAGGACAACGAUGACCGGCAAUCGCCGACACGGAGUGCUGUUAAACCCGGAACAAGUCGCCAGGCGCGAACAGCUGCCCAGUAUCACGUCUCAGGUGUCGCGGGAGGAACGCCGACGUAGGCGCAGUAAUCCCUUGGAGUACCGUCGCAACAUCUACAGGCAUGGUAUAUGGGCCACCGCGUUACCCGACGUGUUCGGACGUUUCCGUGAAUGCAGCGCUGAAUUUUAUAGGAGGCAGCCGCAGGAACUGAACCGCCUUAUACCGUGGUUGAACCGGGAGCUGCAGGUUUUGUUACUUAACAAUGAACCGUCUCACGUCGCGUAUCUGUUGAACAUAAUAAUAGAUGCCUUAGGUCAGUAUGACAUUAGGAGCCUGGAGUUUCGCAAUAUCGUGCGGCCCUUUUUUACCAUACACACGGAUCACUUCGCGCACGAGCUGUUGAAUUUUGCGCAAACCAACUUCGAUCUGAUUGGAUACGACCAAUCCGUCACUUAUAUGACACGCGGCCUGUCGAACGAGUACACGGCUCGCAUCUUGUCGCCCGCGUCAUCCAGCAGCACUACCAGCACCAGCACUACCAGCAGUAACAGCAGCAUCACUUCUGAUUACUCGGACGUACGAAUACUCGACGAGGCGAUGGAUUUGAGAGUGAACGUUGAGAUGCCGCCAACAGCGCCGCGUUCUGCGUCACAUCCCAUUAGCAUGCCUGGUCCUAGUACGGUAGGGCAAAUUUUCCACCGAAUAGACCCAUACACGCCGGAACUGUUGAUCAUCUCGUCAACCUCCUCCGAGUCGGAGGACGGCGAGUGCGAGAUAAUUGGCUACGUGAAGCCGCGUCACGAGAGGACGCCGGAAAUCAUCGAGCUGCUUUCCUCCGACUCCGAGCAUGUAGUGGUUCAUGAUGCACCUAGCUCCCAGAUGACUCUGAGAGGAACGUCUCCAGAAAACCUGACAUUGCCGAGUACAUCCCAGGAGGUACACGCAAGGGGAUCGUCCCUGUCAUUUUCGACGAGCGACGAGGACAGUUCUGAUAACGAUUACAGCUCGAAGCAGAGUAAGCGGAACAAUCCGAAGAAGUCAUCGGGGAAGAAGGCUGCCGCGCAGAAGCAUAAAAGAUCGUACGCGACGAAGAGCCGCAAUAAGCGAUCCAAGAAGAGGAGAUCGAGUUCCAGCGACUCCAGCUCGUCCGAGAGCUCGCUGAAGAAGUAUAACGAGAGACGACUGAGGAAGGCGCGAUACAAGGUGCAGACUAAGGGUGCCGGGCGAAUAAAGCUCAUCAAGAAGGAGGAAAAUUAUUUGGACUUUUCGUCGAGCAGCAACAGCAGUAGCAGCGAGACCGACAGCAAAACGAAGGCGGACAAGUCGCGUCGGCAGCACAGAUCGAGGAGGAAGUGCACUCUCGGCUCGAGCGACCGCACGGCGAAAAGUGAGAGGACAACGAGAAGCAAGGAGAUGGCCUCGGCCCUGGAAAAAUUGAGGCCGAAGAACAAGGAUCAAAAGUACAGCGAAAGUAGACAAUCCAGAUCUAGGAGCGUCAGCGAGUCGUCUAACGCAUCCGACCGAGAUAAGAGAUCGAGCUACAGCCACCGUGAUGCUCGGGACACGAGCGACUGUGGCAGCCGGGACGACAGUGCCUCAAUGAACAAGGAUGCUUCGAGGAAGGAGCGCAGAUCCAAAUCAAAAAAGAGGGGACGUUACUCGUCGGACUCGGAGGACGAUCGUUUGCGAUCGAGCAGUCAGUGCAGCAAUCACUCUAACAAGUCGUACUCGCAGUGGAGAAAAUCGAAGCACAAAGAGAGAAAGUGCAAAGACAAGGAGCGGCACGGCUCGAACAGCAGGGCGUUGCAGUCGAGCGAGAACGGGGCUUUGCCGGUGUCCGCCUCCGCGAAAAGUGACUCCUAUCCGACGAAACAUUCCGAUCGCAGUGGUUCCAGUGGUUGUAAAGAGAAACACAGAUCGUCGCGCAGAGUCUACAAGGAAUCGAAGCACAAAAAAUCUGAGAACGAGAAGAAAUCAAGACCAAAGAAAAAGAAGCGGCGCCUGCAAUCUUCCUCUACCUCGAAUUCGGAAUAAUAUCACGUUGUGCGAGCUAGAUUAGUUUAAUAAUGUGUUACAUAAACUUCUCUCGAUUUAAGAAGAACGUUACUUCAGUUUUCAGCGAAUCUUUAUUAUGAGAACAUUAAAAUAGUGUCUUCGCCAACAACACGAUUGGCUCACGAUUGUAUUAUGGUCGAAUGCGGACGAUUAUUUUUGUCAUUAAUGAGCCAACUGAACGCGACAGUAAAAUGCGCGCUGGGAUUUGGAUAUGUGAUUUCUGCCAGUGGAAUUAUUACAACUACAAUUGAUGCACGAUACGUUACAAAAAAAAAAAACAGAUUGCACUGUCGCAUUAAGUUUACUGACAAACUUAUUUCGUAAUGACAUGCCAUUUGUAUUGAGAAAAAUAAUAAUUUACUUAAUACACAUUUUGUGUCAGAAUGCUGAAAUGACCCAUACUGAAUCCCAAAGGUUAUAAAUAUGUGUAUCACAUUUAUGAUUAAUUUAAUUAAAGCUGUAUUAAAAUAUGUGGCGGGGAUAAUGUUUCGUAAAUAAAACUGGAAACAUUAUACGCACAUAUUUCUAAUGCUAAUGUAUUUUCUUUUGUAGCACAAACUUUUUCUAUUCCGCUUUUUCUCCGAAAA
Ooceraea biroi (clonal raider ant) is the source of this 5034-nucleotide messenger RNA. RefSeq names its product E3 ubiquitin-protein ligase Topors. Gene Ontology annotation, biological process: protein monoubiquitination; protein polyubiquitination; intracellular signal transduction. NCBI's taxonomy places the organism in Eukaryota, Metazoa, Arthropoda, Insecta, Hymenoptera, Formicidae. Gene Ontology annotation, molecular function: metal ion binding; ubiquitin protein ligase activity; guanyl-nucleotide exchange factor activity. The record is from RefSeq and is a predicted model, not a curated record.